UCCACCGUUUCAAAAACGAAGGCUGAGGCUCCCUACUGUUUCUCUCUCUUCUUGAAGUCAACCGAAAUCAAUCUCAAAUUCUCAUUUUCUCACUCUCUCCCUCAACUUCACUUAUUGCUGUCUCUCUCUCUCUAUACAAAUCCACAAUCAUGGCAGACCAGAGCACAAACCCUUCAAUCAUGGAGCCAAAGCCACCACAUCCACUACACCAGAUAGCAGAAACUCCAACCCACAAGCUCCUUUUGAAGCAAUGGCUCAAAGAAGAGGAGCUAAUCCUAAACAGGAUCAAUCUUAAAGAGACCCAAAUUGAUUCAGUCCGCAAAGAGAUCACGCAGCUCUACAUCUUCUUCUUUCUCUUCCACUCCAUUGCCUUGCUCCUCCUCUUCAAUGCCUCCUCCAGAGACCCACCUGGAAGUGGGUCCUCUUGCAAGAGAUCAUGGAUCCCAUCAUUGUGUUCUCUUUUGUGUUCUUUGGGAAUAACCUGGGCCGUUCGAUACAAAACUGAUGUAGAACUCCACUUGGAGAAGUUGUUGGAGAGAGAGAAAGAGGACGGGAAGUUGUUGUCUAAGUGUGUAGAAGAACUAAAGAAGAAAGGAAUGGAAUUCGAUCUUUUGAAAGAAGUUGAUGCGCUUAGGAGAGCCAAGAGUUUGCGGGUGGAAGCGAAGGUUGUAAGAAAGUGGUCUGCAAGGGAUUUUGUGACUCUUUUUUUCUUCACCGUAUCAUGUCUGGUUUUGGGGUUGACAAGAAUCAUUUUGUGUAGUUAGGCUUUUGGGGAUUUUGAAUUUAAUUAUCUGUUUUUUCAUGGCAGAAGAUUUCUUGUUGCUGCUACUUAAUUGAAAUUGCAGAACAUUCAGAGAAGCAUAAGUUAAUUAUCUGUUUUCAGUUAAAAUGAAAUAACUGUUCGAUUUAUGUUAAUAUCUUUGAUUUCUAUUGCAGAGAAGCAUAAGUUUCAUGGCUGAACCAUGUUAAUGCUUUAGGCUUUAAUUGUCUGUUUGUUUCACUACUUUCUCAACUUUUCUAUUGCAUUGUAACAAGGAUGAGAAUGUAUGUUAACAUUUCAGUUCGAAAGGAUCAUCUUUCGUCAA
Molecule: messenger RNA, 1085 nt
Organism: Hevea brasiliensis (rubber tree)
Lineage: Eukaryota; Viridiplantae; Streptophyta; Magnoliopsida; Malpighiales; Euphorbiaceae
Exons: 1
Coding region: 150-764 (204 amino acids)
Source: RefSeq, a predicted model, not a curated record